Molecule: messenger RNA, 865 nt
Organism: Vicugna pacos (alpaca)
Lineage: Eukaryota; Metazoa; Chordata; Mammalia; Artiodactyla; Camelidae
Source: RefSeq, a predicted model, not a curated record
UCUGGGCAGCCUAUCCGUGUACAGCUAUGAGAUAACUGGUGAAAUGCCUUUUUUUUUUUUAAAUACUUGUGUUGGUAGAUGGCGGGUGAAAAAACGGAGAAGCCAGACACCAAGGAGAAAAAACCUGAAGCCAAGAAGGCUGAUGCUGGCGGCAAGGUUAAAAAGGCUAAGAAGGUAAAGAAGGUUAAGAAGGGGAGGCCCCAUUGCAGCCGCAACCCUGUCCUGGUCAGAGGAAUUGGCCGAUAUUCCCGAUCGGCUAUGUAUUCCAGAAAGGCCUUGUACAAGAGGAAGUAUUCAGCAGCUAAAUCCAAGGUUGAAAAGAAAAAGAAGGUGAGGGUUCUUGCUACUGUCACAAAACCAGUUGGUGGUGACAAGAAUGGUGGUACCCGAGUGGUCAAGCUUCGCAAAAUGCCUAGAUAUUAUCCUACUGAAGAUGUGCCUCGAAAGCUGUUGAGCCAUGGCAAGAAACCCUUCAGUAAGCACGUGAGGAAACUGCGCGCCAGCAUCACUCCGGGGACCAUUCUCAUCAUCCUCACUGGGCGUCACAGAGGCAAGAGGGUCAUUUUCCUGAAGCAGCUGAGCAGUGGUUUGCUUCUUGUGACUGGUAAGAAAAUCCUUGGUCCCCCUGCCCCUUUCAGUUUUGUAAUUGGCACGUACAGCACUCUCAUAAGUUGUAAGGUUUACAACAUGACGGUUAAAUACGAGAUUACAGAGCAGCGCAAGGCUGAUCAGAAAGCUGUGGACUCACAAAUUCUGCGAAGAAUCAAAGCUGUCCCUCAGCUCCAGGGCUACCUCCGCUCUGUGUUUGCUCUCACAAAUGGAAUUUAUCCUCACAAAUUGGUGUUCUAAACUUACUACAGAGAAC